Molecule: messenger RNA, 1715 nt
Organism: Cololabis saira (Pacific saury)
Lineage: Eukaryota; Metazoa; Chordata; Actinopteri; Beloniformes; Belonidae
Product: ras-related protein Rab-37-like
Exons: 9
Coding region: 65-799 (244 amino acids)
Cellular component (GO): Golgi apparatus; endosome
Molecular function (GO): GTPase activity; GTP binding
Source: RefSeq, a predicted model, not a curated record
UUGUUGUCAGCCUUUUCUCCUCCUCCCACCCGCGGCGGUCCUCGCAUCCCUGCGAGACAACAGGAUGGAGCGGAUGGAGUCGAUGGAGCCGAUCUCGGCCAACUACACCACGUCUUACCCGGAGAUCCAGCCCGACAGCGGCCUCGGCUCCGGGGAGAGCAGCGAGAAGCAGGCGAAGACCCCCACGGCUCCCACCUACGACGAGGAGCUGGUGCACAAGACUAUCCUGGUGGGGGACAGCGGUGUGGGGAAGACGUCCUUGCUGGUGCAGUUUGAUCAGGGCAAGUUCAUCCCUGGCUCCUUCUCUGCCACAGUCGGCAUUGGAUUCACGAAUAAAGUGGUGACUGUUGACGAUGUGAAGGUCAACCUGCAGAUUUGGGACACAGCAGGACAGGAGCGGUUCAGAAGCGUGACACAUGCGUAUUACAGGGACGCACACGCUUUGCUCCUUUUAUAUGACAUCACCAACAAAUCAUCUUUUGACAACAUCAGGGCAUGGUUAACAGAGAUCCAUGAGUACGCACAAAGCGAUGUCGUCAUCAUGUUGCUGGGCAACAAGGCCGACAUGAGCAGCGAUCGCGCCAUCAGAAGAGAUGAAGGAGAGCGGCUGGCAAGAGAGUAUUCGGUUCCCUUCAUGGAGACGAGUGCCAAGACGGGAGUCAACGUCGAGCUGGCCUUCAUAGCCGUGGCCAAGGACCUGAAGCACCGGGCCGUGCAGCACCCCAACGAACCCAAGUUCCAGAUUCACGAGUACAUUGAAGCGCAGAAGGAGAAGACGGGCUGCUGCAGCUACUUUUGAGUCUCAUCCCGGCUAAACGGACCGACAAAGACAAACCGAAGGCUCCUAAGGGGGAGGAAGUUGCUGGCGCCCACAAAAUAGCACGCUAUCAUUCAUGCAGGAUUGGAAGCCGAACGUAAAUCUGUCUUUGGAGUCCGAACUUAAGAAACAAGCUCUUAACUCACGGAGCCUGCGGUUUUUAUCUAACCAAUGGCAUAUUUUCCAAACCCUUAAAGUUAGGAGGAAAGGGCAUUUGUUAUCAACUAUCUUUUUCAGUCGUCUGCUGUUUAGUUUCAAGAAUACUUGUUAAAAUCUCUCUCUGGAAGAAAAAACCAUGCUAACGGUGGUCAGGUGGUUUUAUGGGUUCCAAGACAUGUCUGGGACAACAUCCGCCGUCAUUGCUGCCUUGAAUCUGCAGAGCACCAGUUCAGGUCACGUUUAUGUAAUACCACACUUCAACAACAAAAGUAAUCUCAAGGCACUUUACACAAAAUAUAAAUCAACAGCCUCACCAACAAGGGCAAUCCAGUUCUCUUCGAUUCUGAUCAAUUUCAAUCCAAUUCAAUGCACUUCAGUUCAGCGUCCACUUUUAAAGUCCGGCAACAACUUAUUGACAAGGCUGAAACAACCUCCAGUAGAAUUAGACUCAGGGAUGGGAGGGACGGCUAUCUGCCCGGACCGGCUGAACACUGAAGGAAUUGAUCCAGGAUGGGCUUUGAGGGGAAUUCGAAUGCACUGUGAAAAACUGAUGAAAUGAAAAGCUGCAAAAAAUAAGAGGAGAAGCAACGAUGAGCUUGAUGGAGAAUCGUGCAGAAAGGAGGAAGAGAAGCUUGUUGGUGCAUUUCCGCUCUUGUUGCAAAUAUAGCAAACUUGACAUGUUCUGUUCGCAGUUCUCAAAGCACAAAAUCAGAUUCUGUAGGCCCUCAUGUCGUAUCCC